Messenger RNA from Truncatella angustata, 3859 nucleotides. Its product is annotated as heme peroxidase. Gene Ontology annotation, molecular function: peroxidase activity; monooxygenase activity; iron ion binding. The coding region runs from base 319 to 3477 and encodes 1052 amino acids. The record is from RefSeq and is a predicted model, not a curated record. The transcript has 4 exons. NCBI's taxonomy places the organism in Eukaryota, Fungi, Ascomycota, Sordariomycetes, Amphisphaeriales, Sporocadaceae. Gene Ontology annotation, biological process: response to oxidative stress.
CCACGAUCGACCAAUCAUAGCAGCCCCAUUGGACCAUGGCUAACAUUCCAGCUCGUGCGAACGAUUCGCGGUAACUGACAGAGAGACAACCGUCUCUUGUGUGGUAGGGGUAGCUCCCAAGCCAUGGCGCAGCUGCCGUCCGACGUUCAUGUUGCAUUUUCCAUAAUGAUGUAACGAGCCAACGAGGGAAGGGGCCAGCUUAGCUAGGCAGCCUUAAUGAAUUUUCUCAUCUACCUGGGAAAAUUCUAUUCUUGUUCUGCAAAUAUCUGUUUCCUAGGUCUAAGAAGUCUAGUCACUAUUAGUCAUUGCUAAUAUAUCAUGCCAGGAAGACUCAAGUCACUCAUCGGGACGAUCAACAGGCGCCCUAGCAAGGCAGCUGAUGGCCGAACCAAUGAACAAGCUGCCGCUGCCGCGGGAGCUACAAACGGCGAGAAGACAAACGUCGUCUCUGAUCUCAUGGGGUUGAGUCUGAAGGAAAAACACACAAUUGCCCAUAACUUGCCCACCUUGGCGGCUGGAAACCCUUUAGACGACAAAGAAUUACUCCUUGAAAAGGGGGUUGAAAUGCUCCAGAAACUGCCUCCGAAUAGCGGCUUGAGCGAAGCUAUUUCUGAUGGGUUUAUAACCAUGCUAUGGGCAGAUCUACCACAUCCGGCAUUGACAUCAGCUGGGCCAACAUCGAGAUAUCGAAGACAUGAUGGUGGCGGAAAUAACCCAUGGCAUCCAGACAUGGGAAAAGCUGGGUCACCAUAUUCUCGCAAUGUGCCGCCUAUGAAACCUAAAGGCCCCAACUUGCCAGACUACGAGGCAGUUUACGACUCUUUGAUGAGGCGAGAAGAGGGUGUAUUCCGUAAGCACCCAUCAGGUCUAAACCGGAUGUUCUUCGCUUUUGCAACGGUUGUUAUCCACGAAUGCUUCCAAACCUCUCGAAAAGACCCAUUCAUCAACGAAACUUCCAGUUAUGUCGACCUGAGUACCCUUUACGGCAAUACCCAAAACGAGCAGAAGCGCGUCCGAACGUACGAAAAUGGCUUGAUCUACCCUGACUCCAUCGCCUCAGAGAGGAUCCUGAUGAUGCCGCCCCCAGUGGUGGCCGUCUUAGUUAUGUUUUCCAGACAUCACAACUUCAUCGCCAAUUCGUUGAUACAAGUCAACGAGGAGGGCAAAUACAAACUCUGGGAUGAGCUCGAUGAUGAGGGCAAGCAAUGGCAAGACGAAAAUAUAUUUCAAAUCUCACGGAACAUCAAUGUUGGUUUCUUCGCAACUGUAGUCUUGAAGGACUAUGUCUCAGCCAUUCUCAAUACCCCACGGGCCAAUUCUGAGUGGAAUCUCAACCUUGGUAAGGAGAUCAAGAAGUCCGGUCAACGUGUUGAGCGCGGCAGUGGAAAUGUUGUCUCGGUUGAGUUCGCAGUGCUAUACCAUUGGCAUGCUGCUCUUAGCGCUGCGGAUGGGAAGUGGAUGGAGGAUGUCUUGAGAGCCACUUUUCCCGAUCUCAAGUCCGUCGACGACGUCACCGAGGAUAUGUUUUACAAGGUGAUGAUGGAACACGGCCAUAGACUGAUGGCAACUCAGCCCAGGGAAUGGACUUUUGGUGGGCUUGAGCGUGAGGCUGACGGCAGUUUUAACGAUGUGCAGCUCGCAGAUCUCAUCAAAGACGCAAUCGAAGAGCCUGCUCAUGAAUUCGGAGCCCGCGGCACGCCAGCUAGUCUUAGGAUGGUAGACAUUCUAGGCCAAAAGCAGGCAAGAGAAGUGUUCAAUGUCUGCACUCUCAACGAAUUCCGCCGCUAUUUGAAUUUGAAGCCCUACGAAAGCUUUGACGAGUGGAACGAGGACACCACCGUUGCCAGGGCGGCUGAGCUGUUGUAUGGCCAUAUAGAGAACAUGGAGCUCUACCCUGGUCUAAUGGCUGAAUGUACCAAACCUGCGAUUCCUGGAAGCGGUGUCUGCCCAGGCCAGACGACUGGUCGAGGUAUACUAGAUGAUGCCGUCUCUCUUGUUCGAGGAGAUCGAUUUCUAAGCUACGACCUCAACAGCAAUACUUUGACCCAGUGGGGGGCUGCACUACUCCAGGACGGCGCUCCUGGUGCAUAUGGCGGAAUGCUGCCUAAGUUACUACUUAGAGGUCUCCCUGGAGCAUUCACAGGCACUUCAUCGUACGUGCUCCUGCCGUUCUAUACUCCAGAAGCUUCAAAAGGUAUUCUGAAGGGCAACGGUGUGCUGGAAAAGUACGACACAAAAAGACCUCAGAGUGGUAUGGACAUUAUUAGCAUCCAGACCCACGAAGGCUGCAAAAAGGUCUUCCAAGAUCGUGAUAACUUUCGUGUCAUGUAUCAGGAUGCAAUUCGCAACUGUACUGCUGGACACGACUUCAUGAUUGGUUGGGAUGACGCCAAACGGCACGAUGACCGAUCAACUAUUUUGCACAAGGCUUUCAUGGAAGAAGGCUUUGAGAAGAAUGUGGCUAAUUUCUUCAGCAACAACGUCAGGAAACUGAUUACGAAGAACUCCCUGAACUUGUCAAAGGGCAAGAGAUGCAUCGACAUUGUCCAAAAUGUGACCAACAUUACCCCAAUCCUAUGGCUCGCCGACAAAUUUGCAAUCCCACUGAAGACUGAAGAGAAGCCGAAGGGAAUGAUUUCAGUCUUUGAAGCCUUUGGCUUGUACCUGAUUCUUUUCAUGUACCAGAGCUUCAAUAUCAUGCCUGUGAACGAGUGGAAGCUUCGAGAAGCAGCCACGAAAGCGGGCGACAUUCUACGCCCAAUCUUCGAAACACAUCUGAAGACGCAAAGAGGUAUCAAGGAGAAAGCUGUGGAUUGGUUUGCCAAGGGUAGCGCUUUUGAGGUUGGUCCUCAGGCUGACCGCCUCUACCACGCCCUCAACGAGUCGGGGUUGCCAAUUGGGGACAUUGUCGGAGAUUGCAUUGGCCUAGGAGCACCUGUUGCAGGUAACAUCACGCAGCAAGCUUCUCUGCUUAUUGAUCUCUUCCUCAGCCCGGGGUACGAGCAGUACAAAGAACGCAUCAUCGAGUUGGCGCACAUGAAACCAGAGGACUCCGAUGGCGAGCUUCACGGCUUCGUAAUGGAAGCCACCAGGGAUAUCAUGAUCGAAGACGGCGCUCGUGGGCCCGUGCAUGUCAAGGCUGGACAUACGGUUCUCAUCGCCACAUCAAAGGCCGCCAUGGAUCCGACACAAUAUCCCGAGCCUGAUAAGCUCAACCCACAUCGUUCGAUGAAGGAUUACAUUCUCCUCGGCCAUGGCUUGCAUUCCUGCUUUGGCGCUGCGCUGAUCACACCCGCACUUGCCGCCACACUGAGGGAGGUGUUCAAGCUCAGGAAUGUUCGGCGUGCUCCUGGCAAGCUUGGGAAAUUCUCCAUUGUUGAACACGACCUGGCUGGUAUCGCAAUGAGGCAUUACUUAGACUCCUGUUCGAAGGAGUCUCCUAUCCCAACCUCACUUACUCUGUACUACGAUGCUUGAUAUGUCCUGACUCUUCUGCCAUACAAUAGUCAUUAUUCUCCAGUUGCUGUUCAGGUUGAUGCUGCUUAGGAGGCCUGUCUCCCUUUUUUAUACUUAGGUAAUCAGUAUGAAUAUUUACAUUUGGCUUAUUGAUCGUUUGUACCGCGUGUGGAUAUUACGUUCUAGUCAAAUGCGUAUCGCAGGUGUACCAUUAUAGGCCAAGAAUGAAGGGAUCACUACUAAUUGUCUCGCGCAACUGCUCGAUACCAGUAAAUCGCGAUGGCAUAUAGCAUUUCACCCUCUUGAAGAGGUCUUCCAAAUGUCUCAGCGCACGACAUGCCAAAAGAGCACCUGUCAGCCCUGCUUCUGUCCAUGUUUUUUUUUUUCAGAGUCUACGAUGAGU